UACAGAUAGUGCAGACAUGGCCAAGUUACAGUGGGUGGUGUUGAUGUGUUGCGCGGCCUGUGGCCUAGCUAGGCCUUCGCCCCAGUACGAGCCCCAAUCCCAGGAGCAGGAGUUGUACAGCCACGAAGGCUACGAGGCCGAUGGCCUUCAGGACCAUUAUGGAGGCCAAGAGCACUACGGGGGAGGCCACGAAGAAGACCAUGUAGACUACUAUGCGCAUCCCAAGUACAGCUACAAGUACGGGGUGCACGACGAACACACGGGGGAUGUGAAGAGCGCUCACGAGACUCGUGAUGGUGACGUGGUGAAGGGCAAAUACAGCCUGGUGGAGCCUGAUGGCAGUGUACGUACCGUGGAGUACACGGCAGACAAGCAUAAUGGGUUCAACGCCGUGGUGACACGGACAGGGCACAACACCCAUGCCUACCACGCUCCUGAACACGAGUACGACCACAGCUUUUAUGGUGCUUCUCACCAUGUGACAAACCGCAGGGACUGGUUUGCCACUUACAAACCAUUUGAUACUCCUAAAAAGAUGGACAGUGCUCGCCAAGGUGUUCAUAUUCAUGCCUUGGGGUCAGGAAAAAUAGACGUUAUGGUUUUUGAUGGUAAACAGUGGACUUACAGGUAUUUCGAUGAUGUUUGGUACUGUCCUGAUGUUGCUUGUAACUUAUUCUCUGUGAGGAAAGCAGGUGAAAAAGGCAUUCACCAGACUGUGAAAAACAAUGAGAGUAGCAAUGAUAUCGAGCAUGAUCCCCUUGACAGUAGGCAAUCAAUUCUAAAUGAUGAGACUAGAAAUCAGCUUGUUGACAGCAAUCAGGACAAUAUAUUCCAUGAAGAAGAGCAAGAUAUUGUGUAUCCAGGAACCAAUGAUACUGAUGAGCAAGACAUGUUGUGUCCUAGUGAUGAUAACGCUAUUCCAGGUGAUAUAUUACAAGAGGAGACUUAUAACCUGAGAAAACGUGAUGGAAUAAAAAUACCUAUGAGAUAUAGAGAUGAUUCUGUCAUGUGUGUCAGUGACAGAGAUAAAAAUGAGCUUUUAGCUUCUGCAAUACUUACAAACGAAGUACCGGAAAAUUAUGAUGAAGCAAUUAGAUCUGAGCAUGUCGUCGAUUGGAAAUCCGCUAUGGAUGAAGAAAUAAAUUCAUUAAUAAAAAAUGAAACUUAUGAUUUGGUUGAUCAACCAAAAGGAAGAAAAGUCAUCGAUAAUCGCUGGGUAUUUGCACUGAAAACAAAUUCUGAGAACGAGAUCAUUCGUUACAAGGCGCGUUUGGUCGCAAAAGGAUUUACUCAGCAUCCUGGUAUUGAUUAUGGUGACACUUUCAGCCCUGUAGCUCGGUUUAAGACGAUGCGAACUAUGUUAGGCUAUUCAGUUCAGUACAAUCUUGCUAUCAAACAGUUUGAUGUUAAAACAGCAUUUUUGAAUGGCAAUCUUGAUGAGACUAUUUGGAAGAGUAAGCUUCAACGGUGUGUUUCCCAAUCUUCAAUGGAAGCAGAAUAUGUUGCUGCUAGCGAGACCUGUAAAUCCCUUCGUCUUGUGAAAGAGAUUGGCGCAAUUGAAGAAAAGUCUAUUCCUAUACUACAUGUGGACAAUCAAAGUGUGAUUAAACUUAUGAACAAUCCAAUGUUCCACGAUCGCUCUAAACAUAUUGAGACGAGAUACCAUUAUGUUCGACAGUUGGUAUCUGGGAAACAGAUCACUGUCAGAUACAUUCCAACAGAAGAACAAUCCGCUGAUAUUUUAACAAAGGGCUUAUCAUCAUUGAAACAUGUUAAAAUGAAAACUUUGGAAACAGAUCACUGUCUGGAGCGCCACUGGAGACUGGUAUAUAACAGUCGCCUCGCCGCUGGAGUGUCCAGUUCUCCAGCCAUGCUCCUGUCACUCCAGACGUUACUAACAGCAGCCGUGCUGGCGCUCGUGUCGUCUGCACCAUCACCCUCCCCCUCACCAUCACCCGCACCCUCAGAUGAGGACUACUCACAUGACGACGACAGUGGAGAGUACCACUCGGAGGAAGUCUACGAUACCCAUGAGCACCACGAUCUACCAGCCCCCCAGUACGUCCCUCUACUGGCUCCCAUCAUCGUACCAGACCAGUACAAGGGGGCACCCCUGGUCCCCCAGUAUUCUCCUAAAGGUUUGCCAAUAAUAGUACCGGAGUACCCGUACCCCAGCAAAUCCCCCUACCUGGAUUCUCCAUCGAAGUCAAUAGGGUACCCAUCCAAGUCCGGGUAUGAGUACGGGUACCCUUCCAAAUCCGGGUAUGAGUACGGGUACCCCUCGAAAUCUGGGGGUUUGUCGUAUGGAGUUCCGGUGAUCUCUCCCGGGCUGUUCAAGACGGAGUUUGACGGAGCUGAAUACGCGAGUUACGCACCUCAUCAUGACCACGAGCAUUACCACUACCCGAAGUACGAGUUCAAGUACGGGGUUCAUGACCCUCACACCGGGGACAUCAAACAACAAUGGGAACAUCGGGAUGGAGACAAGGUCAAGGGUAUGUACUCUCUUGUAGAACCCGACGGCACCAUCAGGAUUGUUGAAUAUACCGCUGAUGACCACAACGGCUUCAACGCCGUCGUGAAGAAAAUAGGACACGCUCACCACCCUCCCCCCAAACAUCACUACGGGAAAAGCAUCGACUACCCGAUCAAGAGCAUAGACUAUCCUUCUAAGAGCAUAGAUUAUCCCACCAAGAGCAUAGACUAUCCUGUAAAAAGCAUAGAGGCACCCUACAGCUAUAGUAGUUACGACUAUCCAGCAAAGUCUGCCGAAUACACUCCAUCCAAAUCUUUAGACUAUUACUCGCCCUCUAAAUCAGUUGAUUACAAAUAGUUGUAGUCCGUCUUGUUUUAGUGAA
Macrosteles quadrilineatus (aster leafhopper) is the source of this 2858-nucleotide messenger RNA. RefSeq lists its product as uncharacterized. The record is from RefSeq and is a predicted model, not a curated record. Gene Ontology annotation, cellular component: extracellular matrix. The coding region runs from base 17 to 2833 and encodes 938 amino acids. The transcript is spliced from 9 exons. NCBI's taxonomy places the organism in Eukaryota, Metazoa, Arthropoda, Insecta, Hemiptera, Cicadellidae.